UAUUGGGUACACUUGCUCCAGUAUCCGUAGGACUGUUAUAUCCAUCUAUUGUUAAUAUUCAAAAUAAUUUACAUAGUUCCGAUGUCGAAACUAAUUCUUUAGAAAGUAUAUUUACGAUAUUUGUUGCAAUAGCUCCAUUAUUCUGGGCUGAAUUGAUGCGUGCUAUACAAGCAAUUGGAGCAUCAGCAGUUCAAAGCAUUGGUAUUAGAAGUGUAACUGAUUUAUUUGAAAAUGAAGAAAUAGAAAGUACAUUUGGAAUAUUCUAUG
Messenger RNA from Scutellospora calospora, 267 nucleotides. Lineage: Eukaryota; Fungi; Glomeromycota; Glomeromycetes; Diversisporales; Gigasporaceae. The record is from the annotation of a GenBank genome assembly.